GGGGAAGCUUCAGAGCUGGAGGGUGGAGCCCAGGAUGUGUCGGAAGAAGAGGAGGAAGAGGCAGGCAAGUAAAGGACCAGGUGCUUCCCCAUCCUUUCCUGCCCCCCUGCCUCCCAGAACCAGGAGGGGUUUGAAAAGGGCAGAGCAGAGGAAGCUUCUACGCAGGCAUAGUCUCUGGCUGUGUGUGUGUAGCCUGUCAGGGAAAUGUAUAUAAACUGGUGGAGGGAGCGGUGGUCUCCUGCCGCUGCAAUUGCUCCAUAGAGUGCGAACCUUGAAAUAGCUGCCUAGAAGCUAGAUGGGUAUGCAUAAGCAACCAGACAUAUUGUUAAUGGAGAAAUUUGAGGGCUUCCUUGGACAAAAAACAAAAACAAGGACACCAGCCAGGAAUACCAGAGCAAAACAGCAGCCAGUAGGCUUGGUCUUUAUUGAAGACUGUCGUGACAGGACUCCCACCUGCCACAAGGUGGAACAAGAUGGAAGCCCUGAACAAAAGAGCCCCCAAACUUUUAUUAGCUGCUAAUCCCCAUGUUACACCCCCCCAAACUACAUCACUCAUACAUCACGGUUACAUCAUGAAAGGGGAGGUCUGGUGGCAGUAAUCUGAGCAUCCUGGACCCUGCCCCAUGGUUCUCCUUGCCCUCCACCAAACACCCAUCAAGUGUAACAAAAAGGAUAUUUACAUUUCCCUGUUUCCCAGCCAAGUUAAUCACACCCUUUUGUCUUCAUCUGGGUUUGUUAUUUCUGGAAUGGCUACCUGUCUGGCACUCAGGUAUCAGGAUGCCAGGGAUUAUCACUCAGGCAGAGGGGCUGCUGAGUAGCUGAGCUCACAUGUCUAUAUGAAUUCCUGACGUUUUCCCUGUGAGUCAGUACAUAGAUACAUUUAUCAGUGAAUUCUUACAUUUGGUAUCGUGCAACAAAGGCCCUUUGAAUAGAUAGGAAGAAACUGUGAUGUAGUGUUUGUGUGGACAAAUCACAAAAGUCACAAAAGCGAUUGUGCUGAUUUUGGUAGUGGGCUACACGUGCAUGAUAUCUGCUGGAGAGGCAACCCCCUCCCCAAGCUAUACAUAAAUUCCUGCAACAUUAUAGAAGCGACAGUGUUGUUUUUGACAAUAGUUAGCUAUCUGCUGUGUUCAUUCAUUGGAAAUGUGUAGAAAUUUGUUGUUGUUUAGUCGUUUAGUUGUGUCUGACUCUUCGUGACCCCAUGGACCAGAGCAUGCCAGGCACUUCUGUCUUCCACUGCCUCCCACAGUUUAGUCAAACUCAUGCUGGUAGUUUCGAGAACACUGUCCAGCCAUCUUGUCCUCUGUCGUCCCCUUCUCCUUGUGCCCUCCAUCUUUCCCAGCAUCAGGGUCUUUUCCAGGGAGUCUGCUCUUCUCAUGAGGUGGCCAGAAUACUGGAGCCUCAGCUUCACGAUCUGUCCUUCCAGUGAGCACUCAGGGCUGAUUUCUUUCAGAAUGGAUAGGUUUGAUCUUCUUGCAGUCCAUGGGACUCUCAAGAGUCUCCUCCAGCACCAUAAUUCAAAAGCAUCAAUUCUUUGGCGAUCAGCCUUCUUUAUGGUCCAGCUCUCACUUCCAUACAUCACUACUGGGAAAACCAUAGCUUUAACUAUACGGACCUUUGUUGGCGUGGUGAUGUCUCUACUUUUUAAGAUGCUGUCUAGGUUUGUCAUCGCUUUUCUCCCAAGAAGCAGACGUCUUUUAAUUUCUUGGCUGCUGUUACCAUCCGUAGUGAUCAUGGAGCCCAAGAAAGUAGAAACUACCCUACUGUAAAGCUUACAAACAUUGCUCCACCCACUUUUGCCUCUGGCUCCACCCACCACCAGCAUGUUGCCCCCAACUGGAAGAAGAGGCUACACACAACAACAGGUCCCUGAAAUGGGCCCAGAGGGGAGGUGCGGAGAAAGAAAUGGGACCAUGCCUAGUGGCCAUGCCUCCCAACAGCCACGAAUUCAGUGGAAGAAUGAAAGAAGCGUCUCCUCCACAUGAUCAGAAGCUCAGGAUUGCUGAUCAUGCGGUAGAGCCCCAUGUAGCUAUAACAGUGUGCGCAUCACAGGUCCUGUUUAUACUAACACUGAACAUGCAGACGUUGGGAGUGUGGCCAGCACUGUUUUGGUUCCAUCUCCAACGGCCAUAGCUUCCAAGCACUCAAGGACUUUACUGUGCAAGAUUCAUCCAGACAUCCAUUGAGUAUUCAUUCUGAUUUGCUUGCACAACACUUACACGUAGUUAGUUAGAUUGCAUCUGGUCUUUAUCGAGCAUUUAUGCUGAUUUGCUUCCUGUGUCUUCCUGUGUCUUUGCAUUCAUCAUAUGUUCGUCCCAUAUUUUUCAAUGCCUUUAACCCAUCACUUUCCAAACCACAAAAAGUCCAUUCGGGGCGAGUAGAUUUGUUGGAUAAGGGCAACAGAGUCUUUAUCAACUUUAAAUGCACAAACCUAAAGUUAUGGUGGGAUGCGGGUGGCGCUGUGGGUUAAACCACAGAGCCUAGGACUUGCCGAUCAGAAGGUUGGCGGUUCGAAUCCCCGCGACGAGGUGAGCUCCUGUUGCUCAGUCCCUGCUCCUGCCAACCUAGCAGUUUGAAAGCACAUCAAAGUGCAAGUAAAUAAAUAGGUACCCCUCCGGCGGGAAGGUAAUCAGUGUUUCCGUGCCUUGCUCUGGUUUGCCAGAAGCAGCUUAGUCAUGCUGGCCACAUGACCCAGAAGCUGUAUGCUGGCUCCCUCAGCCAGUAAAGCGAGAUGAGCGCCGCAACCCCAGAGUCAGUCACGACUGGACCUAAUGGUCAGGGGCCCCUUUACCUUUACCUUUAAAAUUACGGUAUGCAUUAGAUUCCCGCCCCCUGCAAAAUACUGACACAGCCUCCCACAGUGUUUAUUGUGGGUCUCACCCUGUUAUUUGAUAGAUGACUUCCUCUUGUUUUGUUUCCCUAAACUGUGAUGUUGUAAAGCAUUUCAAACAUAAUGAUGGUGACGGGUUGAGGCUUUCAAAGAGCUGCAGAAAGUCAAUGUGACUUCAAGGUGCCCAUUGACCAAUGGAACAGUCCCUGGAAAAAAAAUCCAUAAUGCAGAGUGACACAUGGCCUCGGUGCCUGCCAAAUGGAAGCUGUUUGGGGUAUUUCCUCCUUCUUUGGUGUGGGUUUCACGUAUUUGUUUAAUGGAAGUUCUACCUCCAGAGGGUUUAUUUGUCUUCCUAAGGCUGCUAUGGAGAACAAGGGGGAAGUAUAAAAUCUGAAGCCAUCAGAAAGAUUAGAUUCCUCACCCCAUUCCCAGCUGGAGAUUUUACAGUUUGGGAUACAUUUGCCUGCCUGUACGAUAAAUAAGGUAAGGAUUGAUGCUGUCCUCACCGUCAUAUUUCAGGAGGAAUCCAAAAGAUCUCCUUAAGGAGAAGAUCUGCCUAAUGUCAAUUUUGGCUUACAGGUGGGUCAGGAUUUGGGCUUGCCAGAUUCCUAAUGAGGCUAGCUAGGAUUGGUGGAGUUCCCAACUUGUCCAUCUGUUAUCAGUCUGGUUUUUAUUAAGAAGAUGGGCAAACUUGUUAUUGUUUGGACAAUAUCUUUGCAUUUUUGGUUGAAGUCCGAAUCCUUUUUUUCUUGCAAUCUGAAGAAAACAUUGGUUUGUUUCUUAUUGCUCCAAAGGUCAAACUCCAUCAUCUAUCUAUGUGACACAGGCAAUUAAAAAAAUAAAUAAAUGGAGCUGAUUGUUAGACACCCUCCUUAUGUCUUCUAAUCAGAGCAAAAGCAGAUCUCUUCCCUUCCCUAACCCAGCUAAGGAUGUGGAAAUGUCUUAUUUAAUUUGUUUGGAGUGGAACACAGAAAAAAGGCUAGAACCAAGAGACAGAGAGCUGAGAUUGAGCUAACAACAGCAUUGUGAGUCUGUCCCCCAACCCUGAUGAAUUACUACUGCCAUCAGCCCCAGCCAGCUCAGGAAACCUGAAUAAGCUAUGCCUUCACCUGUAUAUCUGUAAAUUAACUCAGAUAUUACAUAUAACACCUUAACCUUCCAUAUCUUCCUCCCAAAGGUUAUUAAGCUAGAGCGAAUACUGCAUCCCCAGAAUUUCACACUGCUCAGAGAAGCUAAGAGAAGCAGGUUGAGCAUAGUAAUAUUGUAAUCUACAAUUUGAUGAUUCUAUGGUUGUUGGAUUCUAUGUCAAGUUUGGUUUCUCAGUCUCUCAUUUCUUCAAUCUUAAAUUCAGUUCUCCACAUUUGCAUAUCAGUUUGCAUUAAAAAAAAAUCUUCAAGGAAAUUCAUCAGCUUUUGGGUGCAAAUUUCUCCUAAUAUACCCACUUUCCAUGUGUAUGUUUGCCUAACAUACACAUUUUUGCAAGGUGAUUUUCCCUACUAUAAUACAUUUUUGCAUGCUGUUUUCAAUAACAUGUGAUUUUUUAGGCAUAUAUACUUGGCUGGAGAACUGCAUUGCAGAAUUUGGAAAAGUGCAAAUUUCAAAGGAGAGCGGAAUUUCGAUUCACAUGUUGUUUCAGAAAGAGCCAAUUGUUGUUGCUGUUUAGUCAAUUAGUCGUGUCCGACUCUUCGUGACCCAUGGACCAGAGCACGCCAGACACUCCUGUCUUCCACUGCCUCCCACAGUUUGGUCAAACUCAUGCUGGUAGCUGUGAGAACACUGUCCAACCAUCUCGUCCUCUGUCGUCCCCUUCUCCUUGUGCCCUCCAUCUUUCCCAACAUCAGGGUCUUUCCCAGGGAGUCUGCUCUUCUCAUGAGGUGGCCAAAGUAUUGGAGCCUCAGCUUCACGAUCUGUCCUUCCAGUGAGCACUCAGGGCUGAUUUCCUUCAGAAUGGCUAGGUUUGAUCUUCUUGCAGUCCAUGGGACUCUCAAGAGUCUCCUCCAGCACCAUAAUUCAAAAGCAUCCAUUCUUCGGCAAUCAGCCUUCUUUAUGGUCCAGCUCUCACUUCCAUACAUCACUACUGGGAAAACCAUAGCUUUAAGUAUACAGACCUUUGCCGGCAAGGUGAUGUCUCUGCUUUUUAAGAUGCUGUCUAGGUUAGUCAUUGCUUUUCUCCCAGGAAGCAGGCGUCUUUUAAUUUCAUGACUGCUGUCACCAUCUGCAGUGAUCAUGGAGCCCAAGAAAGUAAAAUCUCUCACUGUCUCCAUUUCUAGAGCCAAUUGGCUAGGUUUAAAUGCAAACAGUAUCUGAUUUCUCUUCCAUCCCAAUUUAGAAAUGAUGAGGAAGGGGAGGCGAAAACACAGGCUGCUGUUUUUAGUGGUGUACAUGUAAACUCCAUAAUGCCUAUUUUCUGCAGCCUUUCCUGUUUGUUUGUUUGUUUGUUUGUUUGUUUGUUUGUUUGUUUGCUUGUUUUCUUGUUUGCUUGUUUGCUUGCUUGCUUGCUUUUAAGUCUCCUGCAUGUUAGAACAUAUUGCAAUGAUGUGAGGAAUACCUCUGCCAAGAGAUGGUGCUAUAGGAUUUUCUUGCUGCUACUGCCCCCCCCAACUUCUUUCUGAAAUAUAAGAUUAUGUACAUAUUGCUAUGUUUCCCAUCCUCCCCUAAUGGGGAGAAGUUCCAUGACAGUACCAACUGGGCUUGGCUUCUUUUGGCUCAGAACAUACUGGAGAGACCUGUCAGGAGUAAGCAUGGACCAAUGGUACCAAAUAGUAUGGGAAACAGCCCUACUAGAAAAAUUAACCAAUAAACUGAAACUGACACAGGGACAAAUAGAAGACGACACCAUCACCCCGGUAUGGCUCCCCUUUAUCACAUACACAGCCCAGCAAGACGACGACAAAAAUCCACCAACAGCAUAGAAAUCAAUAUGGCUAACCUGAUCCAAAACACUCACCCACCCCACUCACACAUGAAAACAAAGACCAUCACAGCCAACCACAAAUGAAUAACCACACCCUAGGCCAACCCCCACCUCUCUCACCACCAAAGGAACACAAGCGUACAGCAAAGAACCUGCACAAGUAACGCUGACACCAAACCCUACAUAUAGUAAGUAAAAUAGAAACAUCACCACCCCCACCCAUCUUUCCCCCCUCCACCUCUUUCCCCCUUUUCUUCCUAAUGUCUCAACAAAUGAAAUUGAUUUGUAAAAAUGUUACAUGGAGGGGGGGAAAAACAUGAGAGAGAGAGACAUUGCACACUUUUGCAAAUCAACAAAAUCUUUAAUAAAAAUAAAUAAAUAAAUAAAUAAAUAAAUAAAUAAAUAUACUGGAGACUUAGUGUAUCUUUGCAAUAUUUGUAAAAACACAUUUGCAAAGAUAGAUUUCUUCCCAAAUAUACAAGUGGAGUCUAAACUGUUAAGUUGUGGGUGAACAUAUCAGAUGACACAGUGAUUCUUCAGACAGCUCUUGUUUAUUCACAGGCCAGAACAGAACUGAACUGAAGGGUUCAGCCAGCCUGCUUAUAUAGAGCUCCAGUACAACGUAACUGUAACAACUUUCUGUAACUAUCCAAUCACUGAACGUCACUUUCGAUCCCUUAUUUGCAUAUGUGGACCUGAACUAUCUACAGUAUCCCCCUGCUGGCCCAGGGUGAGAACUUCAGUACAUAACAUAAACAGAGGUGAACAGCAGACACUCUUACAUGGCAGCAGAUAUGCUAGUGUUGCCAUACAUCCGGAAUUUCCAGGACAUAGCUGGGAUUCGGCCGUCGGAAACAGUGUCUGGGCUACUCCCAGAGAGAAGCCUGAUGCCAUCAACCUUCCAGCCAAAUCGCAGCUCACUGUUGUGUCUGCUGUCCCUUCGCUGUCUCUCUCUUGACUUUUAAGCAGCAGUUUCCCUAUGGAAUGAAUAAUCAGACAAUAGGCAUAAGAUGGGGGUGGCUGGAGCUCAGUGGUAGAGCCCUUGCUUUGCAUCCAGAAUGUCUCAGGUUCAAUCCCCAGUCUCUGCAGAUGGGGCUGGCAAUGUUAAUGGUCAGCUUCCACUCAGCAGAGACCAGGAAUGGGGAACUGGCAUCCCUCCCAGAAGGUGUUGGCGCUCCAGCUUCCAUCAGCUCCCACCAGUACCAGCCAGCAUGACCAAUGGACAGGGAUGAUGAUCUAUUCAAUUUCCAUCUCACCCUUCCUCCCACAGGAGUCAAAGGAAUGAUGGGAAUUAUGGAGCAUUUGGGAGUUGGACAGCGACUUCUAGAGGUCCAUAAGCACCAAGGGAUGCGGGUGGCACUGAGGUCUAAACCACUGAGCGUCUUGGGCUUGCCGAUCAGAAGGUUGGCGGUUCGAAUCCCCACGACGGGGUGAGCUCCCGUUGCUCUGUCCCAGCUCUUGCCAACCUAGCAGUUCGAAAGCACACCAGUGCAAGUAGAUAAAUAGGUACUGCUGGGGCGGGAAGCUAAAUGGCGUUUCCAUGCGCUCUGGCUUCCAUCACGGUGUUCCGUUGUGCCAGAAGCCAGUUCAGGCAUGCUGGCCACAUGACCCGGAAAGCUGUCUGUGGACAAACGCCGGCUCCCUCAGCCUGAAAGCAAAAUGAGCACCAGAACCCCAUAGUCGCCUUUGACUGGACUUAACCAUCCAGGGCUCCUUUACUUUUUUUACCUUUACCAUAAGCACCCAUAACUGGCCUGUAUAUUAUUGAGCUAGAUGGAUCAAUGGUCUGAUUCAGAAUAAGACAGCUGUUUAUCAGAAAGCGUCUCACUUAAAUGCCACAAAUGGUCCUCUCCCACAAUCAAAAGGCACCCUGUUUUAUUUCCUGAUUUCCACAUGACUUAUAUACUGCUUGAUUGUAAAAAGCAGUUUACAAAAAAGGAUAAAGCAGUAAGAUUGUCAGUAAAAGAAGAAGUUAAGAACGACUUAAAACAUUGAAAACAUUGAAAACAUAAAACCACAUAAAACCAUCAGUAAGCUAAAUGCCAGAUUAAAACGCACGUCAACAUUCUGCAUGUCUGAGUAGCAGCAGUGGAGCUUCAUGCUCCGGCACUGGGGGCUGAGAGCAGGUGGAGGCAGGGCUGGCGCGCAUCCUGGGGGCGGGGCACACUGCCUGCAGGGGUGGGGCCCCCAGCGUGGGGGGGGGCAGCUGUGAUGGCACCCUGGGGAUCACACUGCCGGGGGCGCUGCACUUCCCCCGCACUCCUCUUCCUCCGCCAGUGCUGGGUGGGCUUAGAAGAUUUUUUAGCAAAGCUGCCUGCCUGAGGUCAAUAGGCAGGGAGUUCCAAAGUUUGUGUGCCGCCACACUAAAAGAUGGAUUUGCAACUUCCAGUUCUGCAGAGCAAAGCAGCUGAGCUGGCAUAUAUAGUUAAAGACAGUCUAGCAAGUAAACUGUUCCCAAGCUGUUAUAUACUAACACAGGCAUCCCCAACCUGCAGCCCUCCAGAUGUUUUGGCCUACAACUCCCAUAAUCCCUAGCUAACAGGACCAGUGGUCAGGGAUGAUGGGAAUUGUAGUCCAAAACAUAUAGAGGGCCAAAGGUUGGGGAUGCCUGUACUAACACCUUGAAAAUGACCUGGCAGCAAAUUGGCAGAUCUCUGAGCAGAGGUGUUCUAUGUUGACAGCGCCUCACUCCUGUCAGCAACUGCAGCUUCUGGAUCAAAGGUAGCGGAAGCCCCAUUCUUCAUUUUAUAGGGAUCCACUUUUAUGCAAUACAUCUACUCAGCCUUUUCUUUUCGUUCCCCAUGUCCUUCCUAAGAAGAGAUACAGGAUGUGCACUGGAAAAUGCUCCAAAUGCAUUGGGAUAGCCCUCCUGCCUCUGGCUGUCUGCGCUAUCGUCUCCAAUCUCCUCCUCUACUUCCCUAAUGGAGAAGUGUUGGAACCACGCAGGAUCACGGACCUGGUCUGGUUCUUCCACGGUAUUCUUGGAGCUGGAAUAUUGGUAAGGAAAAAGCUGGCACUGUUUCUCUUAUUCAAUUUUUCAGCUUUAUGUGAAACGAAGCUAAAGGGAACCUAACGCAGGGCAGAUCUGAACUAGAAAACAAUAUUGAUUUAUAUAUAUAAAGAGAGAGAGAGAGAGACGAGAGAGACGAGAGAGAGAGAGAGAUGAUAGAUAUGAUAGAUAACAUUUAUUUAUUCAGAUUAAAUUUUUACAGUCACAUAUCCAACAUACAACAUAAAAAUAAGAUUCCAAAGAAUCUCCUCCCCUUUGUCACGUUAUUGUUAAUCAUUUCCUCCUGCAUCUUUUAUGAUAAUCCAAAUCUUUUACCUCUCCAUUGUGUCCAAAAUUCACCAUUAAACUACAAGUGAUAUUCCAAUCCUAUUAAUGGCCAUGUUUACAAUGUUUACAAGACCAUGUUUACAAUGGUCUUUACAAUAAGUUACAAAUUUUCCCUAUUCCAUAUUAAAAUUUUGGUCUUCCUGAUUUCUGAUUCCUUUGGUCAUUUUAGCCUUUUCGGCAUAAUCCAUCAACUUGAUCCGCCAUUCUUCUCUGGUAGGGACUUUAUCUUCUUUCCAUCUCUGGGCCGAUAACAUAAAACGGAGUCAAAUGAAUACUGGAAAUGUAAGGAAACAGAAGGCACCUUUUAUCAUAUGUGAUGGAAAUGUAAGGUGGUAAAAGAAUUUUGGGAAAUGAUAUAAAAUGAGUUGAAAAAAAUGUUUAAAAUAAGCUUUUCUAAAAACAAACAAACCCAAAGCCUUCCUUUUAGGAAUUCUAGGUGCUGAAAUCCCAAGGGAGCAGAAAAAACUGUUUAUGUAUGUGACCACGGCUGCGUGGAUGUUAUUGUUCCAGAAAUCAAUAUUGAUUUUAUACUUUAUGCAAGAUGUAAUGAUGACCGGAUGCGGGUGGCGCUGUGGGUUAAACCACAGGGCCUAGGGCUUGCCGAUCAGAAGGUCGGCGGUUUGAAUCCCCACGACGGGGUGAGCUCCUGUUGCUCGGUCCUAGCUCCUGCCCACCUAGCAGUUCGAAAACACGUCAAAGUGCAAGUAGAUAAAUAGGUACCGCUCUGGCAGGAAGGUAAACAGCAUUUCCGUGCGCUGCUCUGGUCCACCAGAAGUGGCUUAGUCAUGCUGGCCACAUGACCCGGAAGCUGUACGCCAGCUCCCUCGGCCAAUAAAGCGAGAUGAGCGCCGCAACCCCAGAGUCGGCCACGACUGGACCUAAUGGUCAGGGUAAGUUGUUGGCAUCUGUCAGUCUUGAGAGACAAUGGAGUGUGCCUCCGGGGGUGAAGGAAAGCAGAGCAAAAAAAGGGAAGGUUGGGCCUUUAGAAGGACACAGGCCAGAGUUGUGGGUUUGUGAGCUGAGUUAGAAGCAGGGCGCAGGCAGAAGCCUGUGAAACCAAGGCUGAGGCUAUGAGAGAAGCAGGGAGGAGGAGGACAGUCUGCCGAGACCCAGCCCCGUGUGAUGAACUGGCUCUAAAGCAUGGGUAGGCAAACUAAGGCCCGGGGGCCGGAUCUGGCCCAAUCGCCUUCUAAAUCUGGCCCACGGACAGUCCGGGAAUCAGCGUGUUUUUACAUGAGUAGAAUGUGUGCUUUUAUUUAAAACGCAUCUCUGGGUUAUUUGUGGGGCAUAGGAAUUUGUUCAUCCCACCCCCCCAAAAAAAUAUAGUCCGGCCCCCUACAAGGUCUGAGGGACAGUGGACCGGCCCCCUGCUGAAAAUGUUUGCUGACGCCUGCUCUAAGGGGCAGGCAGAGGGCAGGGCCACCCUGGACCAUAGCUGUCAACUUUUCCCUUUUCUUGCGAGGAAUCCUAUUUGGAAUAAGGGAAUUUCCCUUAAAAAAAGGGAAACGUUGACAGCUAUGCCCUGGAUGGGAAGAAAGAUGGAGCAGUGCGGCACAAUAAGGAAUCUUCAUUAAAAGAAGAAGAAGCUUUGUGCAUUUGCAUCUAAUCUUGCCCCUUUCUAAAAUUUAUUUAUCGGUUUGUGUUUUUCUUUUGGUAAAUCUACCGAAAAUUAAAAUAAAACUGGGAAUAAGAGGUUCUCUCAGGACAGUGGAGGGCUUGUGUGCCAAUCAUCCUAUUUCCAAUAGGAAAUGUUCUGGGUGUGGGCGGUGUGACAAAAAUGGGGGGUUGAGGAGGGGCAAUUGGGGUGAGAAGAGAGAAAUGCCCCUAUUUUCAUGUGAGGACUGUUGCAGGCUAUGAGAUAAGAGACAUAUGGGAGGCCACAAUCAGCCCCCUUCAGGGAAAACAGCUUAUUUAUGUUGCGUUGCUUUUUAAAAGAAGCACCCAAACGUCAUCAUCAAGGAAAGGGAUGAGCAGAGAGGCAGUGUGGUUUCUGUUCUCAGUCAGAAUCUCACUUCUUGGGAAACAUUUAAAUAGAAAUGGCCUAAGGUCAGAUUGGUUGGCGUCAGACAUGCGCAUGAAGAACAGCAAAGGGGGAGGCGCUCCCAUCGAUCUUCCGAAUACCGACAACAGCACUUUGAGAGUAGAUAUUGACCCUUAAUGCAGACUGCUGCAAUUAAAGUGUAUGUUUCCCCGUGAAAUGACAUAUGCGCUGACCGUUGGCAGGUUGUUUAUUCCUGCAACCACCGUUGUACAGUUUGCAUUUGGGAUGCCAUCGGUUUGUUGUUAAAUAACGGCUGGUGUUUUACUGCUGUUUCCCCGGGGAGCCUUUUAAAACGUUUACCUUCCCCAUGAUUCCAGACACAAGGGCUUUACUCUCCAUUCAUCACUAGAAUGAAUGGGAAAUGGUCACUGAACACGCUACAUCCAGAAAAGCUUGAUUCAAAUCCAGAAGAAUAUCUGUUAAGGCACCAUUGCUUAUUUUUCAGGGCUACUUUCCCCUCGGUGUGUUAUGUUUAUAGCUCUUUCGGUGCUGGUGUCUUACUGUAAUGAAAGCCAAAAUAUUGAAGAUUGCUUCCCCAUCUUGCAUUGUACGAUAGCCUUUUUGAAAACUUAAUGUGAGGUUAACUUAUUAUUUGGGGCAAAGCACAUAUUGAUUUAAACAAAUCCCUCAACGAAUGGCUCAAAAGCAACUGGUUAGUGGAUUUAAACUCUUAAAAUGGCAGCAACUGUUAGUUGGAGGGAAUAAUAAUAAUAAUAAUAAUAAUAAUAAUAAUAAUUUUAUUAUAUAUACACUGCCCAUCUGACUGGGUUACCCCAGCCACUCUGGGCGGCUUUCAACACACAUAAAAACAUAAGAUAACAUCAAACAUUAAAAACCUACCAAUACUGUACAGGGCUGCCUUCAGAUGUCUUAUAAAAGUUCUGUAGUUCUUUAUCUCAUUGAAAUCUGAUAGGAAGGCACACAAAUAGUUGUUGUUGGAGGCUAUAAAAAUGUCCCUUAAGCAGAUGGAAGGUUUUUUUGCGGGGGGAGGGUUGCGUGAGGAAAAGUGACUCACAUAAUCAAUAUUAAGAAGUGCUUAGAAUUCCUGGGUCAAUUAGGAAGUUGAACCAGAGGCCACCAUUCUGGGCUGUGCUAACUGAACCACCGAGAACAUCUCUCCAUUAUGCCAGCCUUCUGGCAAAGUUCCACUUUAGCUGCAAAAGAUAGAGAGAGAGAAUGAGAGAACAAAUACACCAUGUCCUCUAUGGCACACAAUUGUCCUUGGAAUGAGGCUAGAUAAAAUAAAAAGCAAAUGUGCAGAUUGUCCAGAAGGGCCUCCAGGAAUUAGUUGGCUUUGGGUGUCGCAAGAAAUGAGAGGGGGUGCACCAAUGGGUUGCUGAACUUCCAUUUUCCGCCACCAAUUCCCUUCUGCAACCGAGAUAAGAAACUUCAGCAAUAUCCUUAAAGUCUCAGGUGUUCGGAAAUGGAGUGUCUGGUCUAGACUUGAUGUGGUGUUAUGGUUAGAGUGUUGGACUGUGACCUGGGAGACCAGGGUUUAAAUCCUCACUCAGCCUUAUAAAAGCUCAUUGGGCGACCUUGGGCCAGUCACUAACUCUUAGCCUAACCUACCUCACAAGGUUGUUGUGUGGAUGAAAUGGGGAGAUGGAGAACCAUCAGCACCACCUUGAGCUCCUUGGAAGAAAAGGUGGUGUGUGUGUGUGUGUGUGUGUAUUAACAAAUCAACGUGGUGCACAUAACUCUACUCAUUGAUGUAUUCAGUUUCCAGUUAACCCUCCUCACCCCCCCCAAAUGACAGUUUAUUAGACUCUGUGCUGUUUAUGCCUACAAGUUUUUUGCCAUGUCUACAGGACGUCACCCUCAGCGAAAUGAUAUCAUUUCCCUAUUUAAUCCAGAUUUACAGCUGCAGAAGUUCUGGUAAGGAGAAAGAACCAACCAACAAAAUACCAUUUUUACUUGAAAGUAAUGCACACCUUUUUUGGCCAAAUGACAUCGCAAAAAUCAGGAUGUGCACUAGAUUUGAUGGCGCAUUUACAUCCGCCAGCGAAUACUUUUUGGUUUCAAGGUUUUGAAAAUCUGAGGUGUGCGUUAGAUUCGAUGGCUCAUUAGAAUUCACGUAAAUACAGUAGUAAAUCCGAAUUAAGGGGUGGCACCAUUUUUAUGUGAACUUGCAUACAUAAACAGCACCACAGCUACAAUAAACUGCUGCAUAUGUGGAAGUGUCCUAUGAUAAGUGGUUACAAAUCCGCUCUGGAAAUUGGGGCAGGGAAGUGUAGUUAUGACGUUAUAGGCACUACCCAAUAGACACCUUCCACAGAUGACUUUCCCGCAUUCAAGCGGAACCACUCUGAAAUCCUUCAGAACUGUUCUUGUCCCAUCCUUUGUUGUUGUUGUUGUUUAGUUGUUUAGUCAUGUCCAACUCUUUGUGACCCCAUGGACCAGAGCACGCCAGGCACUCCUGUCUUCCACUGCCUCUCACAGUUUGGUCAAACUCAUGCUGGUAGCUUAGAGAACACUGUCCAACCAUCUUGUCCUCUGUCAUCCCCUUCUCCUUGUGCCCCCCAUCUUUCCCAACAUCAGGGCCUUUUCCAGGGAGUCUUCUCUUCUCAUGAGGUGGCCAAAGUAUUGGAGCCUCAGCUUCAGGGUCUGUCCUUUCAGUGAGCACUCAGGGCUGAUUUCCUUCAGAAUGGAUAGGUUUGAUCUUGCAGUCCAUGGGACUCUCAAGAGUCUCCUCCAGCACCAUAAUUCAAAAGCAUCAAUUCUUCGGCGAUCAGCCUUCUGUCCCAUCCUUACCACUACAAAAAUGUCUGUUUAUUUGCAGACAAGAAGAAUAACUAUCAGACCCCAUCCGGCACUCCUGUUUAGAAUUCGACCGCUUGCCUUCAGCUUGAUGUCUCAUUCCUCAUGCAUGUCAGCUGCCCUCAACCCUGAACACAAUUUUGUCUUGGCAAAAGCCUUUGUUUGCUUGUGUAAUAACAACUACUGCUUUCUUCCACCACCAUUUAAUGUGUGCUUUCCUUUUCCUCCAGGUUUUCUUGCCAGCGUUUAUGAUAUUGGGUGCGGGUGAAGCCAAAUGCUGUGCUAACAGAUGUGGGGUAAGCAAAGCCUUGUAAAUUGGGGGGAGAGAAAAGCUCCUUUCUGUUUCCCCUUCGCCCCAGUUUCUCCACAUCAUCUCUUAGUCAGCAUUCCAUGGUCAAUGAGAACAGUCAGUCCUCGCUGGGUUGUUUUGAAUUCCCUUCCCCUUAAUAUAAGGAUGUGGGUGGCACUGUGGGUUAAACCACAGAGCCUAGGACUUGCCGAAGGUCGGCGGUUCAAAUCCCUGUGACGGGGUGAGCUCCCGUUGCUCGGUCCCUACUCCUGCCCACCUAGCAGUUCGAAAGCACAUCAAAGUGCAAGUAGAUAAAUAGGUACCACUCUGGCAGGAAGGUAAACGGUGUUUCUGUGCGCUGCUCUUGUCCGGCCUAUAGAGCGAGAUGAGCGCGCAACCCGAGUCGGUCAUGACUGGACCUAAUGGUCAGGGGUCCCUUUACCUUUACCUUUUACCCCUUAAUAUUCUUCUCUACUUCUUCAAACUCUGAAUGAAUAAUACAGAAUCUAGAGAGAAUAGUGCAAUUUAAAGAAAUUACCUAUGAAAUUUAAAGAAAACCGAGGAACUUAAAGCAAAGCAAUAUUUAUAAUGGCACAAACUAACGGCUAUACUGUAUUGACGAAUCGAUCAAUUGCAGUAAGUCGCACAGUUAGUAUAGUCUCCUCCUAACUUCCUCCAGCCAGCCAAUUUAGUUGUAAAACAGAAGUUCUAAGUUCCCUUUUCUGGUUCCCUAAAAGCUUGGAAUAAAGUUGAUUAUUACCAUUCCAGGGCAGUAUGCAAAGUUCCCUCAGCUGGAACUGUUGAAGCAGACAUGUCAACAUUCCUCAGAUGAAAAUCGGGACAUUUAUCACUAACCCCCCCACCCCCGCUGACCCUCCUCAGGCCCCCAUUUUUAGUAUCCCCUCCUGCAGAGAUUUUCCUAUCAGGAGAAGGACGAGUGCCCCCACCACCAGUACAUGCCCCCCACCAUCCCGAGAGAACCCCUUAACCCCCCCUUUUAAAUUCUUUGGUAUACAGUCAUACCUUGGGUUACAGACGCUUCGGGUUGUGUGAUUUCGGGUUGCGCACUGCGCCGAACCCGGAAGUACAGGAACAGGUUACUUCCGGGUUUCGGCGCUUGCACAUGCGCAGAAGUACUAAAAUGCACUUUGUGCAUGCACAGAAGCGCCGAAUCGCAACACGCGCGUGCGCAUACGCGGCGCUGCAGGUUGUGGACGCUAUGGGUUGCAAACGUGCUUCCUGCAUUUACUGUAUCCACUGUAUUUACAAAAAUAAAAACACACACCAAUAAAUAAGUUUUAGAAAGGGAGAAGAUUAGACCUGGGCACACAAUUCUUUUUAUUAAAAAAUAAUAAUCCUUGCACUCUGCUCCCCUCCCCCCCCCAGAGCAGCCCUGCCCUCUGCCCAGGGGUGUAGCCAGAAUUUUUGUUAAGGGGGGCGGACGGGACUUCUGUUAUGGGGGGGGCACAGCCAACGUGAUUGGUCAGUUAGUUAAGUAUUUCUAUUGUUUAACUUGAUCUAAGGGGGCAGCUGCCCCCCCAGCCCCCCCUUAGCUAUGACCAUUUCCUGUGUUUGCCCCUCGGAGCUGCUACAUGCCAGCAGCUUCUUCUCCUCCUUGCCUGCUCUCCAGCAGCUGCUUUGAGCUGCCCAAGGCAGGAGGCCAGCAGCAGCCACGGAGAGGUUAUGGGAUGCUUCCUUGCCGCUGCUGCUGCUUGGGACAAGGGCCAGCUCGUUUUCCUCCUUGAGCCUGGCGACGGCAGCAGCGCUGGCAAGGGAAAUAGGGGCAUUCCAGGAUCCAAUCUGAAUCUGGAAUGGCUUUUGUAAUUCUAGGACUGUCCCUGGAAAAUCGGGACACUUGGAGGGUCCGCGAGAGUACAGAAUGAAGAUAUAUAAGCAGCAGGCAACAAAAAGAAGAAAAGUUACCUGCGGAUCAUCUGUACAAAAAUUAGACACACACGAACACCAUAUACAGUGGUACCUCUGGAUAUGAACAGGAUCCAUUCCGGAGCCCCAUUUGCAUCCAGAGCAGAAUGCACCCCGCAUCUGCACGUGCAUGGGUCGCGAUUUGCCACUUCUGCGCAUGCGCAUGCCAUCAUUUUGACCGUCUGUGCAUGCGCGAGCGGCGAGACCCAGAAGUAACGCAUUCCGUUACUUCCCGGUUGCUGCGGAGCGCAACCCGAAAACGCUCAACCUGAAGCAACUGUACAUAUAUGGUUUUUAAAUUUCGGUUUGUACCGCAUAUGAAACAGAGAACACUUAUUAUAAGAGCAGACAAAAAUUAAAAGAUAAAAACAAAACUGUAAGAUGGGCACACAGAAUGAGUACAUUUGCCUGUGGGUUAAAAUAAAGUCAAAGAAAAGACUAUUGGUGUGAUCAGAAAAAGUGUACGCUUUUUCAUAUUGAUCUGGAACUGGGCCAGGGUUUGGACUUUUCUAUAUUUUGCAUAAAUUUCAUUACUUAUGUUGGCAGGAUCAUAGUCUGAUUUACCACAGUCUGGGAGGAGGGAUAGUAUACGCAAGGGCCUUCCUUCACCAGUGGUUCUUCGUGCAGGCACUGUUGAUCGUUUGACUCUCUCCAAGGCCUGUUUUUCUAAACGUGUUAUGGUUUCGCUUUUGUUUUGCUUCCUCGCUGUUCUUCAUGUUGGAGACGUCUCGUUCUGGUAAUAGCACGAUGCUUCCUUCUAAUCUCAUCUUUCAGAAUGCCAAGGUCUCACGUAGGAGGCUGCUGCCUAGCACAAAACUGCAAACAGUUCACUCAGAGAUGAUUCAGAGUUGCAUAUUUAAUCUAUCUUUGAUCCAUCAUGGCUUCUUUGCUGUGUGCCUUGAAGUUGCCAGGAGGGUUCCUCCAGAAAACCUGUUUAUGAAGCGUCUGUCCUGAUUUGUUUGCAGUGAGAUGGGACGACGUUGGUUACUUAACAAGCGUUUGCUUUCGUUAUUCGCUUGCAGACAGGUUAAAUGACUGUCACUUUCCUUAUUGCCCACCCAACUUUUGGGGAAGCUGCUUCGUUGAGCAAGGUCUCCCGGUCAAGUAUAAUUGUGCGAAACUGAAUUUGCAAAUGUGUGGUGGAAUCCCACCUGAAAAUAGCAACAGUCUGGAAGUACCUGUAGUUGCUGGUUCCACGGGCCUAUCUAGGUUCAGGUGAACAGGCGGGGGAUCAACCCCACUGCUAGUCAGGUCGAAAUUGCAUAUACCUUUUGGAGUUCCAAACGGCUAUGAUGCUAACAUGUCUAUUGCCUUCCAGAUGGUCCUCUCUCUCGUCUUUGCUGUGCUCGGAGCUGUCGGUGGACUGUACUGUGUGAUCAUCUCAUCCUUGGGGUUAAUUAGUGGUCCUCUCUGUGAUAUCGGUGACGAAGUAUACAUCUACCCUUUCAGGAAUGACAGCUUAGCGUGAGUAUAAUGGAGCCCCUCUACCAUCAACAUCACCACUGCAAAGUUUGUGCAAAGAAAUGGUAUAUACCACAGCAGCAAGGACAUAGCUGCCGGUUGCCCAGUUUCCCCCUCUCCCAUUCUUCUGUCCACUUUCCCAUUUGCUGUAGCAAGGGGGCCGGUGGAGGACGAUGACGACACACUUGAUGGAGAGGGCAGAGCCAGCAACCACAACCUGCCCUCCCUUCCCCCCGAUAUGAUGACAACCAUGUAAGCUGCAGAUGAUUAUAAUGGGCCUCAAAGUAAGAGCUGGAAACCAUGGUUUGGAAGUGCGUUUUCAACUUGGAGGCAAUCUUACGGUCACUAUAGUUUGCUGUCUUCGGAUGCAACAAGAAACUGUGGAGGUUUCUUGGAAACCAGGAAGAGAUAAAACUAGUGUGCUUCAGGAGUGAAGGGGAAUAUGAGAGCCUAAGCCAUGGAAUAUGAGAGCCUAAGCCUUUGGGAUGCGGGUGGCGCUGUGGCUUAAACCACAGAGCCUAGGGCUUGCCGAUCAGAAGGUCGGCAGUUUGAAUCCCCGCGACGGGGUGAGCUCCCGUUGCUCGAUCCCUGCUCCUGCCAACCUAGCAGUUCAAAAGCAUGUCAAAGUGCAAGUAGAUAAAUAGGUACAGCUAUGGUGGGAAGGUAAACGGCAUUUCCGUGCGCUGCUCUGGUUCGCCAGAAGCAGCUUAGGCAUGCUGGCCACAUGACCCGGAAGCUGUACUCCGGCUCCCUCGGCCAAUAAAGCGAGGUGAGCGCCUCAACCCCAGAGUCGUCCGUGACUGGACCUAACGGUCAGGGGUCCCUUUACCUAUACCACCUUUUAGGCCAAUUGCCUCACAAAGUGAUCAUAGUCACAACACAUCAAUAAACAAUUGUUUUCUAUAUAGAUUAAAAUACUGUAACACUUUAUACCGAGUUCCCCAUGACCGAUGCCUUAAAAUGAACUAAGAAUGUUGGGAAAUUAAAGCUACACUAGGAAUUUGGUUCAUUUCAGACAAGUCAUAGUUAAGAUCAAUUAUGGUUUGUUGGGUUCAGAGGAUGUUGCAAGGUGUGGUUAAUUAAAAAGGGAAGGAAAAGUUUCUGGACUCCUCUCCCCAGCUGCACCGGGGAAGAGGAAGGAGUGUGUGGACCCGGUGGAGGCUAGACUUAUUCCUGUUAUGAUAAACCAUUGUUUACUAUGAUUCCUGAAUGCAGCCUUUAAGUCUGAUGAAGGAAGUAUUUCUCAGCUGAAAGUUUCUAGCAAAACUUAGUUUUGACCUCUCCCUUUGUAGGGACAAUUAUUUGUUUAACCAGACAACCUGGAGCAUCUGCAAAAAACCCGAAAAUAUAAUCCUUUGGAACAUUGUGUUGUUUUCCCUCCUGCUGGCAAUCGGCAUGGCUGAAGCCAUCCUCUGCCUCAUCCAAGUGGUCAACAGUCUCAUCGGGUUCAUACGUGGCUUGAGGGAAAGAAAGGUGAGUGCAUGAGAGAAAAUUGGGAUGCGCACUUCAGAUCUUCCCGCCUCCAAUAAAGUGUAGCAGAACGGGGGAAGAUAGAAGAAAAGGCAACGCAAGCAUUACGGGGCAUAGAAUAUAUUCCUUAUAAAAACAGCUGUGCGAAUGAGGUCUAGAAAACCAUGAGUUGCAUUUGAGAGAAUGAACUGGUUUAUCCUUGGUUUAUAAAGGAAUGAAACUGGUCGGCCAUUUUGUAUUUGGGUUUUAGUUGUGAAACGUUUGCUUUCCAUUCAGAUCAGAUAUCGGGAACCUUUGGCCCACCUUUGCAUGGCUACCGCUACAGUUGCCCAUUUGUAUUCAAUGUGUCAUGGUAGGUUGUACAGUGGUACCUCUGGUUGCGAACAGGAUCUGUUCCGGAGGCCCGUUUGCAACAUGAAACCUGUGUCUGCGCACGCGCGGGUCGUGAUUCGCCUCUUCUGCACAUGCGCAUGAUGUCAUUUUGCAUGUCUGCGCAUGCGCGAGUGGCGAAACCUGGAAGUAACCCUUUCCGGUACUUCCGGAUCACCGCGGGACGCAAUUUGAAAACAUGCAACCUGAAGCAAACAUAACAUGAGGUAUGACUGUGUUCCUAUUUGGGGGAAUCUCAGGCCACUAGGUCAACUGUGGCCCUCAGACCUCUCUCUUAGGCCCCUAGGACUCUUCCCAACCUCUCUCCAGGCCUGUCCCUCCUCAUCCAUGCUCUAGGCCCUCCUGACUGGAAUGUGUCUUUGAACAGUGAUAAUCCCUCUUGGCUGACUGGCUGGAAGACAGGUGUGUGAGUGUGUGUGUGUGUGUGUGUGUGUGGAAAAUGGCCUACUGUACAAUGAUAAAAUUGACAUGGUGGGAGGCAGCAAUGCUUCUGAAUACCAGUUGCUGAAAACCACAGGAGAAGAUUGUGCUAUUGGGCUCGAAUCCAGUCACUUUUAUUGUAUCCAGCCAAAGGCCUUUACAAUGGACGACAGGGAAUAAAAGGAAAACUUGCUGCCAGCACAAAUUUGGCUACCUGGGGUGUAAUAUAUAGAUGUUUAUCUGCCAGGAGUUGUACUCGAAUCCUGCUUGCAUGCUUCCCACUGACCACUAUAAGAACAGGAUGAUAGAUUUAGAUGGACCAUUGGCCUGAUCUGGCCUGCUGUUAUAUAGCGUGGGGUUGCCAUAUUUCAAAAAGUGAAUUUUGAAAUAGUUUUUAAAAGGAAAUUCGCCCAAAGCUUCCAACAUGUGUUGCCAUACUUCCAGAUUUUCCAGGACAUUUCAGUGCUUUCUGUCCAGACCCUGCUUCCAACAGCCAAAUCCUAGCUAUGUCCAGGAAUUUCCGGACGUAUGGCAACCCUAAUAUGGUGGUUCCCCAUAGCUUGGGGGCACAACCUGUAUCCACCAGAACCGUGUGUUCUGUAUUGCAGACCCAAGUUCAUGGAACUCCUUUCCAGUUAAGGUCAGACAUGUCUCCUCCCUAUUGAACAUCUGGGGCCAAGUGAAGACUUUUAUUGUUAUUAUUAUUUAAACUAAAUUCUGAAAAAGUAAAAUGGAACUAUGCUAUCUGAUUGCGAUCUUGACUUAUUUUGUUAAGAGAACUCAUCCUUUCGCUUGCUUGCAGACGGAUAUUGCAGGAAUGUGACCAGCCUACGAAGAAGACGAAAGACAAAUAACCAACAGCCAACAUGUGUAAAGUCAGGAUAGUGUGUGUUGUAUAUUUAUAGCCGUGGUGGGGAGCCUGGGGCCCUCCAGAUAUUGCUGGACUCCCAACUCCCAUCAGCUCCAGCCAGCAUGGCCAAUGGUCAGGAAUCAUGCGAGCUGCAUGUAACCUGGGAAUAUCUGGAGAGUCACAGGUUCCCCACCUCAGAUUUAUAGGAACCAGAAACACAGCGGAUUCUUAUAACCACAGAAAGAAUCCCAAAACUUUCUUUUUUAUAUAUAAAGUUAAACACUAUAUAGGUAGGGGGAAAGGUUGUGUGUAAUUUAUUUAGGACUUUUCUGAGAUUAUACUAGAUGGACCAUUGGCCUGAUCCUGUAGCCUAUCCUAUGGUUACCAGAUUUUUUUCAAUGAAUCUGGGGACACUUUUUUUUGAAGCUGAGUAGCAACAGAGAGUCAGUAGUUGGGAUGGUGAGGCAAAAGACCC
Podarcis lilfordi (Lilford's wall lizard) is the source of this 21157-nucleotide messenger RNA. Lineage: Eukaryota; Metazoa; Chordata; Lepidosauria; Squamata; Lacertidae. The record is from the annotation of a GenBank genome assembly.